Molecule: messenger RNA, 1782 nt
Organism: Rhodamnia argentea
Lineage: Eukaryota; Viridiplantae; Streptophyta; Magnoliopsida; Myrtales; Myrtaceae
Product: zinc transporter ZTP29
Exons: 12
Coding region: 409-1239 (276 amino acids)
Biological process (GO): zinc ion transmembrane transport
Cellular component (GO): membrane
Molecular function (GO): zinc ion transmembrane transporter activity
Source: RefSeq, a predicted model, not a curated record
GGUGCAUUUCGUAUGUUCGAUUGCAACGCCAUUUCUCGUACCGCUCGCUCCACCCCCAACCCCUCUGUCUGACGGUCUCCCUCUCUUCCUCUGCACCGAUUCUCUCUCUCUCUCUCUCGCUGUGCCUUUCGUAUGCUCCAUUGCAACUGCUCGCUUUAGUCCGACCUCUCUCUUUCUUUCACUGCACACAUUCUCUCUCUCUCUCUCUCUCUCUCUCUCGAGCAUUGCGUGAAUCCUUCUCAGUUUCCAAUCUUUUUCUAACUCUCAACUCUAAAACCCCACCAAGAAAAGACUGUUGCUUGCUACGUAUCGAGUUUGGAAUCUCCCACUUCGUCGCCUCCGAUUUAUUUUGAGGAUCGAACUCGAACUUGGGCUAGUCUUUGUUUUGCCAAUCGUUCAAGCAGCUCCAUGGAUUCUCAGGUGUUGGUGGCUCUUGCGCUUUCGCUCGUGGGUGGACUGAGCACUUCCUUAGGGGCACUAUUUGUUAUUCUCAACCCGGCUCCAAAUUUGAAGAUGCUUGGUCUUUUACAGGGUUUCGCUGCAGGCCUUAUGCUGAGUAUAUCAUUCCUAGAUUUGGCGCACAAUGCUAUUAACUCAGUUGGCUUUCUGAAAGGGAACCUUUGGUUUUUUGCAGGUGUCAUGUUUUUCGCUUUUGUGGUUAAUUUUAUCCCAGAACCAACGAUUGCCCCCAGUUCUGAAUCAAAAAAUAAGAAGCAUACUGGGGAUGAAGGGGGAAAGGAUGUGAUGAAGAAGCAUCAGCGCCAGGUUCUGUUUAGCGGGAUCAUUACAGCAGUAGGGAUUAGCUUGCAUAAUUUUCCAGAGGGAAUGGCUGUCUUCCUUGGAUCCAUGAAGGGCCUUCGUGUCGGGCUUAACUUGGCAUUGGCCAUUGCUUUGCAUAACAUACCAGAGGGCGUCGCUGUGGCAUUGCCCGUAUAUUUUGCUACACAAAGCAAAUGGCAGGCAUUCAAACUUUCAACACUUUCUGGUCUUGCUGAACCUCUUGGUGUAAUUAUUGUAGCCUAUCUAUUUCCAAGCAGCUUGAGUCCUGAAAUCCUUGAGGGCCUGCUGGGUGCAGUUGGUGGAGUGAUGGCUUUUCUUACCUUGCAUGAAAUGCUGCCGCUUGCAUUUGAUUAUGCCGGACAGAAGCAGGCCGUGAAAGCUGUGUUUUUGGGGAUGGCCUUCAUGUCAGCUAGCUUAUAUUUUCUGGAAAUCAGCUUACCUAAGGAGAUGAGCUUAUAGAGGAUCCUAAUCAAACCCUUGGAUGUUGCUGUUAAUUAUCAGUUUGACAUCAUAGGGCCAUGUAACAAUGCCUGCUGUAUCAUAGAGACAGAGAUCCACCCGACAACUUAGAGGAUCUAGUAGCUAACUUUGUAGUUUCUCUAUUGUCAUGUGACUUGUGCCGAAAGCUGAAGCUAUAUACACAGUCUAUAUAUGCUUCUCUGUAUCAGAAGGAAAGGGGUUGGUGGUGUUGGAGGGGGAGAUGAGCUUACCAUCAUACAUUCAUCUUCUUUGGAGAACUUUUCUCUUUUCCGUUCGCUUAAAUACCAAGCUGAUCCCGCCACACCACAGAAGCAAUAUUUCAUUUUACUGCUUUCCAUUUGUAAUGAAUUGCGUCUCUUUUGCCUGCAGUCAGGUUGAAUUCUUUUAGGAAUUCCCUCGCAUUACAUCGAACGUAAACUUUUUGUGGGAUGAUCCGAUCUCAACUUUGGAAAGGCAUUAUAAUGUUGCCUCGCCUUUGGUCUCUAACUGAAUCUUAAAUUGCUUGCCCCUGCAUAAACGUUA